GUGGUUUAGACUCUAGUCUUGUAACAGCUUUAUUAGUCAAAGAUGCCAAAGAGCAGAAGUUACCCUACCCUAUCCAGACGUUCGCCAUUGGUAUGGAAGGUAGUCCCGACUUACAAGCCGCUAAAACGGUAGCCAACUAUCUAGGAACAGAUCACCAUGAAGUUGUCUUCACACCGGAAGAAGGUGUACGAGCAAUUGAAGAUGUAAUAUAUCAUUUAGAAAGUUAUGACAUCACAACUAUACGAGCAUCAGUUGGAAUGUAUUUAAUAAGUCAGUAUAUCAGUAAGAAGACGGAUACAGUUGUGAUAUUAUCUGGUGAAGGUUCUGAUGAACUAGCUCAAGGUUAUAUAUAUUUCCACAAGGCACCUUCAUCCGAGGAGGGGGACAGAGAGAGCAGACGACUACUAGAAGAUCUUUAUAUGUAUGAUGUACUCCGGGGUGAUAGGACUACCUCGGCUGCUGGGUAA
Molecule: messenger RNA, 467 nt
Organism: Lottia gigantea (owl limpet)
Lineage: Eukaryota; Metazoa; Mollusca; Gastropoda; Lottiidae
Exons: 3
Cellular component (GO): cytosol
Molecular function (GO): asparagine synthase (glutamine-hydrolyzing) activity
Source: RefSeq, a predicted model, not a curated record